ACACGUGUCUAAACACGACUCGCGCUCGUCACGUUAUUCACUAUUCACGUCCGUGCUCCGUGCCCCGUGGAAGAAACUUUGUGGUUAUCUUUUACAAAUGGCGACUUACGGUAAGACACGCCGUGCCGUAUAACCCGCAACCCGUAAGAUUAGUCCGGCUCGUUUUUGUCGUGUAAAUAAACGUUGAAGCGUUCGGCGCGACGUAUCCGAUUCAACGAUUGGACGAAAAGCGAUCCUCGACGCGCAACGUAUUCGAUAAUCUUGUGCUAACUAUUCCGUAAUAAUGGGAAACGCGAUGGCCGCCUCCGCACCUCCUCCACCGCCACCUCCGCCACCGGGUCCCGGACUAAUGCCGAAUUUAGGGAAACCGGACCCUUCGACGGAUGUCUACGCGCCUACCGAGGCGCCCAGCCAGAUCGAGAACCCGGGUACCAUCGAGGAUUUGCACAAAAAGUGUAAAGAUAUAUUUCCUACAAAUUUUGAAGGAGCAAAACUGGUAGUCAAUAAGGGAUUGAGUAAUCAUUUUCAUAUUUCACAUACUAUUAAUAUGAGUUCUGUAUCACCAUCUGGCUACAGAUUUGGCGCGACUUAUGUCGGUACAAAACAAAUUUCACCUACGGAAGCGUAUCCUAUAUUAUUGGGCGAUAUUGAUUCAAGUGGAAAUCUUAAUGCCAAUGUUCUUCAUCAGUUUGGUUCAAGACUCAAAGGAAAAUUGGCAGCGCAAGUGCAAAGAAAUAAAUAUACCGCUGUACAAAUGACAGCUGAUUAUCGAGGGGAUGCAUAUACCUGUUCGUUAACGCUAGGCAAUCCAGACAUUCUUAAUGGCUCUGGUGUCCUUGUUUUACACUAUCUUCAAAGCUUGACACCAUCGCUUUCAUUGGGCGGUGAGCUUGCGUACCAACGUGGGCCUGCUAUACCAGGCGGACAAGUUGCAUUAUUAUCCGCUGCAGGAAGAUAUACGAGUGGUGACUCUACAUUCAGCGGUAGCAUUAGUACAUCCGCUUGCCACCUCUGUUUCUAUCAAAGAGCUAGUCAACAGUUACAAAUGGGUGUGGAGUUAGAAAUUAAUGCGCGAAUGCAAGAAUCGACGGCAACGCUUGCCUAUCAAGUCGAUUUACCUAAAGCAGAUUUAGUGUUUAAAGGUAGCGUAGAUACGACUUGGACAGUAGGAGCAGUUUUAGAAAAGAGAUUACAACCAUUACCAUUCUCAUUUGCGCUCAGUGGUAUGCUCAAUCACAACAAGCAGCAAUUUAGAUUAGGUUGUGGCCUAAUCAUCGGUUAAGAACAAUGCGAAGCUAUGCAAUUUUCAAGGAAAUCGGGGAUUACGCUUUGUGCAGCCGGACAGUCACGUAAUCUUAGGAUCAAUGCCAUAUCGACUUCUUUCUGACUUUAGUGGUUAUCAGGGCAUAUUGUUUCGUUAAAAAUACAACCCAUGUUAAACGAUCGUGUUAAUUUGAUUAAAAGAUCUAUACGAAUUUCCAAAUUGGAUUUCUCGUUUUAACACACCGUC
Messenger RNA from Temnothorax curvispinosus, 1510 nucleotides. It is a transcript of the gene Tom40, whose product is annotated as mitochondrial import receptor subunit TOM40 homolog 1. Gene Ontology annotation, cellular component: mitochondrial outer membrane translocase complex; mitochondrial outer membrane. Gene Ontology annotation, molecular function: transmembrane protein transporter activity. The transcript is spliced from 6 exons. Gene Ontology annotation, biological process: protein import into mitochondrial matrix. NCBI's taxonomy places the organism in Eukaryota, Metazoa, Arthropoda, Insecta, Hymenoptera, Formicidae. The record is from RefSeq and is a predicted model, not a curated record. Bases 284 to 1282 code for a protein of 332 amino acids.